AUGUUGAUAAAAUUAUAUUGGUAUUCUAUUGCUGUAGAAUGUCAAUGGUUUUUUUUGAGUCAAAGUGAAUCACUUAAAAUCUUAUUAUGUAAAUCAAAUGUGUGUGAAUCGAAUUUAGAAACAUUUUUAUGUUUAGCGUUAAAGUACGGUCCACUAAAUACUAGAGAGAAUAGUAAAUCUUUUAAAGAAUACAAUGAAGAAAUAAUUAUGAACAACUGCCAUCUAGUUUUAAGCUGUUUAAAUUUGCCACGAGAUUUUAGUCAUUUUAUACCUUGUCCAUACCUUGUACCAUACAAUUUGUAUCAUACAAAAUUUAAACAAAAAUACUUUUUCUCUCUCUCUCUCAAUAUCAAUGUAAUAUUCAUUAAUUUGAUUUCACUUGAAUCAAUGAUGUUCAUACUUCUAUUAUGCAUUUCAAGUUCAACUUUAAAGGAAACUAUAGCAAAUUCUGCCGUAGUUGAUGUGAUGGAGGAUGCUCGACCUGGAACAAUAAUUAUAGAUAAUUUAGAACACAGAUUUCCUUCACUCAAAAGUGGUGAAUUCAAAUCUUCUUAUUUUGCAAUUGGAAAUCCAUCAAGUCCUGGGAUAAAUCACUUGGAAAUACGUCGGCAUAGAUUUGAUAAUUCUGUUCAACUUGUUGUUAAAGAUGGACAGAAUGGUCCAGACCGUGAAGAACUUUGUGGAGCACGGGAAACUCAAUCGGACUCUCAAAUGCCUUUCUGUGAUAUCUCUUUAAUUAUUUUACAUGGUAAACGCCAUGAACCAUCAUACGGAAAACUGACGCUCCGUAUUUUGGAUAGAAAUGACAAUAGUCCUAUCUUUGCUAAGAGAGACACAACGGAGCUUCGAAUACCAGAGAGUAUAGAAAGUUUUGAGAUGGUAGGCAGCCCUACAAGUCAUCCUCAAAUGUUACAUCCCAACAAUAAACCAAUUUCAGGAAAUCCAACUACUCUCGAACUACCUAAAGCUCAUGACAUAGACUUACCAGAGAAUGGAGUUAAAACAUACCGACUGACAACUGUUUCAGGUCAUGAAAUAGAUAAAACCUUAUUCAACCUGAUUGUGAAUAAUGAUAACGAAAACAAAAUUGGUAACAGUUUCCCAGUUCCUCUUUUACGCAUUGUUGGUUUACUUGAUAGAGAAAAACAAGAUGAAUAUUGGUUUCAUUUACUUGCGAUUGAUGGGGGUAAUCCGAAAAGAACAGGUUCACAAACUAUCCACUUAGUAGUAACAGAUAUUAAUGAUAACAUUCCAAAAUUUAGAAAACCGAUUUUUCAUUUUCCAACAUUUAUAUCCACCUCAGAUUUGUAUGGUAAUGGUGAUACUCAGGAAUUUUUGAAAAUCCCAGAAACACAAUCACCCGGAACACCAAUUGUAACAUUAAUAGCUGAUGAUCCAGACAAAGAUUUAAAUGGUCAGAUCACUUAUCGUCUCAAAGAGUCGUUGAGCAGUGAUCGAAAUGCUAUUUCAUUACAAUGGUUUGACUUGGAAACAACCAAUGAUGAUCGUCAUGGAUCUAGUUGGUCUGAUUUAAAUAGAGAACACAGUGGUCGUUUAAUAAAACUAGUUGUAGAAGCUGUAGAUGCUGGAUCACCUUCAUUAACAGGAAGUAUUGAACUUUUAAUUUUAGUUGAGAACAUUAAUGAUAAUGAACCUGUUAUAUCUGUACAAUAUACUCAACCAAUUCAAACUGGAUCUGAAUUUCAUAGUAGUGUUAAAGGUAAAAUUGUCGGUAGUUUACAAGAAAAUCAAAAUGAACCAUUAACAAUUGCACAUUUAACUGUAGAAGAUGGUGACUUUUUUGAAAGCAAUAAUGGAGCUAUCUCAAAUGUACUAGAAGUUCAUUGUGAAACUAAUGAUACAAGAUUCUUGUUAGAAAAAGUGUCCAACUUAAAUUAUGCUGAUCGCUCAGAUUCUUAUGGAUUAUCUAUUGCUCAUUUUAGUUCACCAUUAUUAUUUUAUAAAAUGUCAUCAUUAAAAUCAAUUGAUCGAGAGGUAGAACCAUGGAUUUUUGUAAAAAUAAUUUGUGUUGAUCAAGUGCAAGUAAGUUAUGCAUUAAGUGGUUAUCAAAAUAUUGGCAAAUUGAUUCAACCAAACCGAUUAACUGGUAGUACUACGGUAACUAUUAAAGUAUUAGAUGUGAAUGAUAACAUUCCUGAAUUCUCCAAUCGUAAUUAUCAAUUCAGUGUGUUUGAAACACCUUCAAUAUCAAUGAAUUCAAUUAAAAAUGUGUUUGAUGAUCAGUCAAAAGUUGAAAUCGGUAGAGUGAGUGUAAAUGAUCAAGAUGAAGGAGUAAAUAGUGAAGUUACUUAUAGUUUUUUAUCAAGUGGAAAUGAUGCAUUCAAGAUUGAUGAAAAUACAGGAAUAAUAUGGCGAGUUGGUUUUAUAGACAGAGAAAAAAUUAGUCAAAUGGAACUGGUAGUUGAAGCUCGAGAUCACGGAGAACCAAGUUUAAGUAGUACUACAAUGAUCAAAAUUGAAGUGCUUGAUGUAAAUGACAAUCCACCUUACUGGAUUAUGCCCUCUACAAAUGAUAGAGAUAAAGAAAUUCGUCGAAGUGGCCCUGAUGAUGGAGUAUACUAUUUUUCAUUGAAUGAAGAUGCCGCGAUUGGCAGUGUCGUAGGAACUAUAAGUGCAGUGGAUACUGAUGGUAUAGCCGAAAGUGAAAUGAUUGAACAAAUCAUAGAAAAUCAAAACCCUGUAAAGUCACAAAAAACUAACUUUGGCAACUUACUUGGAACAUCAUCAUCUAUAACUUAUCAAUUAGAAAAUGAAGGUGAUAGUAAGAUAUUUUCAAUUAAUCCACGCAAUGGAAAUAUACGUCUUAAUAAACAUUUAGACCGUGAAGUUCGAGCUCAUUAUGAAUUUCGAGCGUUUGCAAUUGAUGCAAUGUUGAAAUCUGUCAAACCAUCACAAAACAAUCCAUAUUUAGUGAAUAAAUGGCAACAUCAGUAUACAGCUACAGCUACAAUCAUCAUUACUGUACUGGAUGUAAAUGACAAUGCACCAAUAUUUGAAACACCAUUGAAUGGUCAAGAAUUUCACAUUGAACCUGGCUCUUCAAUGGCUACAGCAGGUACAACAUUAUUCACUGCCAAAGCACAUGAUCCAGAUGUUGGUGAUAAUUCAUUAGUCAGGUAUUCUUUAGAUAAUAAUGGUUAUGGUAUAGUAGAAAUUGAUUCAACAACUGGUGUCUGUUAUUUUCGUGAAACAGUACAACAACAUUCUUUAAUGGCUAAAUUAAUUGCAUCGAAUCAACAUGCAAUCAGUGAAAGAACCUCAAAUCAAUUAAUCAAUGCUAAUAAUUUAAUGUCAUCAUCAGAGAAUUUAAUUACAAAUCGUGCACAUGAAUUACAUUCAUUCAGUUUAAGUCUUACUGUGAUUGCUAGGGAUUUAGGUACACCAUAUUCAUUGAAUAAUUCACGUACUGUAAAACUUGUCUGGACUACAGAAUCACAAUUAAAAUCAUUCAAUGUAGCUAAUAAUGACUUGCUGACUAGUAAUACAUUUGGUCAUACAUUCGGAUUUCUCUCCGAUAAUCGUUUAUCAAUGGAUAAAUUAAUAAUUCCAUUGAUUAUUGGUGCUAUUCUCUUAUUGUUUAUUAUCUUUUUAAUAUUGUUCGGUGUAUUUCGCUGUCGUAAACAAUCGAAUAAAACAUUGACUAAUAAUAAACAGUUAUUCAUAAAUUCAACUUAUUCAUCAAAAUUGAAUAAGUCAUUAAACCAAAAUCAUAAAAAUGAUACGAAUUAUUUAGAUCAGAAUAGUACAAAUCAUUGGUGUUUAUGCAUCAAUAAAUAUUCUAGAAAAUUUUCAAAACAUGAACGAGUGGAAGAACUGAAAAAAUCAAUAAAAAUUUUGGAAAACACUACUAAUACUGUCAAUACAAUGAAUAACAACACCAACAAAAUGAAUUCAAAUAAUGCACAGAAUGAUUUUAUUGUAAAUGAUUAUGGUGAAUUUAAUACAAGAAAUAGAGAUAAUACUGAUAAAGGAUUACCAAGAGGUAGAAAUGCACAAGCUGAAGUGUUUUUGAAGACAUGUCUACCAGAUUGUGUUCCAUCGGUUACUGGAGGACAGAUCGAUCAAGCAUGGGCAUGUAACGAUGACAAGACACGUUUCAAAUGGAAUGAAAUACAAUCUUAUCAUCCAGAUUGUUUUCAAAAACAACAUGCAUCGAACAGACGUUUGACUCGUACAUUUUCAGAUGAUUCCGUAGUUAAUAUUCGCCAAUUUGAUGUUGGAUAUACAGCAUUAUGUGCUUAUCCAAGUUCACCACAUAAUCAUUCUCAGUUUAUACCAAUUCAACCAGAUAUAAAUUUUGAUUCAUAUUAUAAUGAGCAAAAACCAACCAAUCAUCUGUUGUUUAGUCCGUAUUUCAAUAGAAAAUCACAAGUAUCCAGUAGUGGGACCAGUAAUUUUAAUAAUUCAAAAAUUCCCGUACAUUCAACAUUACCAAUGCCUUUUACACCAUCGGAACUAUCUACUGGUAAUAGAGUACUGGAACCAGGCUCGAUUAUUGAAACAGUCUCUUCUUAUUGCGCUCCAAUAGGUUUACCUAAUAAUACAUGUCAGAUAUCAUAUCCAUCUAUGCAAACAAUUCCAUCAUCUUAUGAUUUUGGACAAAAUUCUAAUGGAUGGACUGAAAAAUAUGAAGAAUUUGAAAGUGAUAAAGAAUUAGCAGCACUAUCAAAAUUAACAGAAAAUUCACGUACUCAUUGGAAACCAAAACUGGCAGAUGCAUAUGCAGAGAAUUCUUUUGUUUAA
This is a messenger RNA of Schistosoma turkestanicum, 4764 nucleotides long. Lineage: Eukaryota; Metazoa; Platyhelminthes; Trematoda; Strigeidida; Schistosomatidae. The record is from the annotation of a GenBank genome assembly.